UCUUUGUCUUCAACCUCCAACUGUUUUACUUAUUCUUCUUCUUUCUCUCCCUUAUCUCUUUCUCCAUAACUUCUCUCAACCUUCUUACUUAUAACCAUUCUCUCUCUCUCUCUCUCUCUAUAUAUAUAUAUAUAUACACACACACACACAUAUAUAUAUACAGGUGUGUGUAUAUAUAUGUAUAGUUGUGCCAUCAAUCAUAUAUUUCUGAUCAUUUGUACAAGUUAAGUUCUCUGACAAAAAAGAAAAGAAAAGAAAAGAAAAGAAAGAAACCUUCCUACCAUCUCAAUUGUCCCUCUCUGACAAUGUCCAGCAGAAGAUCGCGUUCACGGCAACCCCGAGUAUCGAGGAUUAGCGAUGAUCAGAUUGCAGGUCUCGUCUCCAAGUUACAACAACUUAUACCUCAUAACAUUCACACCACCCAUUCUGACAAGGUAUCAGCUUCAAGAGUGUUGCAGGAGACAUGCAAUUAUAUAAGAAGCUUACACAGAGAAGUGGAUGAUUUAAGUGAAAGACUAUCAGAGCUUUUGCAAUCUACAGACACCAACAGUGCUGAAGCAGACAUUAUUAGGAGCUUAUUUAUGUAACCCAUUAAUUACUUAUUACUUCUUAAUUAAUUAAGCAAUUAAUGAACAAUUAAUUAUAUGAUACCUGUCUUUUUUACGUUCUAAAAUAUAUGCUUUAAUUCAGUUUCAUAACCAUAUAUUUAUUGAAUAACUGUUUUGUUUUG
Messenger RNA from Cynara cardunculus var. scolymus (artichoke), 730 nucleotides. Its product is annotated as transcription factor PRE6-like. The coding region runs from base 306 to 587 and encodes 93 amino acids. The transcript has 2 exons. The record is from RefSeq and is a predicted model, not a curated record. Lineage: Eukaryota; Viridiplantae; Streptophyta; Magnoliopsida; Asterales; Asteraceae. Gene Ontology annotation, molecular function: protein dimerization activity. Gene Ontology annotation, biological process: regulation of growth; regulation of DNA-templated transcription.